AUGUCAGAAAAAAGUGAGGUUGACGGGGCUCAACCGCCACUGAACACUAUAUUGGGCGAUAACUCCCCAUCCAACAAUGAAGGAACUGAACCAAAUCUUCCGAAAAAGAGGUUAAAUGGUGGCCUGGAUGCCUGGCUAAGCGUUCUUGCGGGAUUCUGUGUUUUUGUGAAUUCUUGGGGCCUCUUGACGACCUAUGGCUCCUUUCAGGAGUACUACCAGACUGUGCUUCUACCAGAGGAGACACCCUCGACUAUCUCAUGGGUUGGCAGUAUUCAAGCCACCUUGAUCCCGAUGGUUGGUCUUGCCACAGGCCCAUUAGUCGAUGUCGGAUAUCUACGACCUCUUAUUAUAUCCGGGAGUUUCCUGACUGUCUUUGGAAUGAUGAUGACUAGUCUCGCCACGUCCUACUACCAAGUCCUCCUAGCCCAAGGUUUCUGCGUCGGAAUGGGCGGCGGCAUCGCCUACAUCCCAGCCUUAGUCGUAAUCUCCACGAAUUUCACCAUAAAACGACCCAUCGCUAUUGGCUGCGCAUCAAUCGGAUCAAGCGUCGGUGCCGUGAUCUUUCCAGUGAUGUUCCGCCAACUCCAGCCCAAAAUCGGUUUCCCGUGGGCAGUCCGCUGCAUCGGCUUUAUCAGUCUGUUUCUCGCCAUCGUCGCUUGCAUCAUCCUCUGUCGGCAUCCGGGUCAAAAGACUCACGCAAGGAGUCUCAUUGAUUGGAAGGCUUUCCGUGAUCUUUCCUUUAUGAUGUUCUCGCUGUCAUUGACCUGUGUCAUGCUCGCGUACUACGUCCCGAUUUUCUAUGUCGCUUCUUACGCGCGCGCAGCUGUGCAUACCACGACCAGUUUGAGCUUUUAUAUGGUUGCCAUCGUUAACGGGUCUUCGGUUAUUGGUCGUGUUGUGCCGUACCUUCUGGUUGCAUAUAUCAAGCCAAUCGGGAUUCUGUUAUUCGCAGUAGCGGCUUCGGCCAUUGCUAUGUUCACUUGGAUUGCUGCUACCGGUACUGGUGGUUUUAUUGUGUGGUCUUGCUACUGGGGAGCUUUAAGUGGUGUCUUAGUCACUGCACCUACGUCUAUUGUGGCACAUCCAGUGUUCUGUCCGGACUCCACAUUCCUAGGGACACGCUUGGGGAUGAUGUGGGGAAUUUCUUCUUUUGGGGCUUUGGCUGGAACGCCUAUUGCGGGUGCUCUGGUGAAUUUGGAUACUGCGGACUUUUUGCGUGCGCAGGUCUUUGCUGGGUCAGCUCCUAUCAUAGUCAACAUCAAAAUGCCCCAAGAAGCAGCUUCCAAGGGCGGCAACAGCAGUCGCAACCAACAAACAUCCUCCGUCGCUGGAGGCACAAGUGCCCAACCGACACCAGCCAACAAUGUAGGUGGCGGCUCUGGCAUGGGAGACAAGCUCUGGAACUCAGGCGACGACCAAGGGCCAGGCCAUGCAGAUGCAACCGACGCCAGAUCAACGAUGGGUAGGUUCCUCGGUCUCAAUGACCAGAAAUCACGCGCCCAGAACAAAUAUCUUCAGCGAGCAGGCUUGGCCGGCGACACGAAUGAUCGUGGAGAGCCGACUUGUGCUAGUGAGGAUCAUUCAUUUAUGGGUCGUCAGCCUGGUGAGGCGGAUACUUUGCCUGGUUGGCAUACUAUUAGGGAUAAGACUGGCUUGUGA
Molecule: messenger RNA, 1659 nt
Organism: Penicillium arizonense
Lineage: Eukaryota; Fungi; Ascomycota; Eurotiomycetes; Eurotiales; Aspergillaceae
Exons: 5
Coding region: 1-1659 (552 amino acids)
Biological process (GO): transmembrane transport
Cellular component (GO): fungal-type vacuole membrane
Molecular function (GO): transmembrane transporter activity
Source: RefSeq, a predicted model, not a curated record